Molecule: messenger RNA, 1795 nt
Organism: Macrobrachium nipponense
Lineage: Eukaryota; Metazoa; Arthropoda; Malacostraca; Decapoda; Palaemonidae
Product: bifunctional methylenetetrahydrofolate dehydrogenase/cyclohydrolase, mitochondrial-like
Exons: 8
Coding region: 173-1177 (334 amino acids)
Biological process (GO): tetrahydrofolate interconversion
Cellular component (GO): cytosol
Molecular function (GO): methylenetetrahydrofolate dehydrogenase (NADP+) activity; methenyltetrahydrofolate cyclohydrolase activity
Source: RefSeq, a predicted model, not a curated record
AAAACUUAAAGCAAGUCAUACCCUUAAAUUGACACAAAUACUGACUCGAGUUGCUUGUGCCAACUUCAAGUACCCUCCCUGCCAGAUUGAGGGUCUAAAUCGAGAAGUGUGUGUAAAGUGUUAAGUUGACUGUGGGGGACCACGUAUUUUCGUGCAAGACCCUAAGGUUAAAAUGCUCCGGAAAGUUUUAAGUCGGUCCAUAGGGAUUAGUGAGAGAACAGUCCCCCAUACGGACAGGCCUGCGCGAAGCUUCGCUACGUCAAUCAGUUUACUCAGAGCUCAGCUUAUCGAUGGCAAGAAGGUCGCGGGGGAGAUAUAUAAAGAGUUAUCAGCAGAGGUUCAAAGUAUGGUAGCUAGUGGUAAAAGAGCCCCCCAUUUAGUCUUAGUACGUGUUGGGGGAGACCCAGCAUCUGGAAGUUACGUUAAAAACAAAAUGAAGGCAGCAGAAAAGAUUGGUAUGCAAAGUACAAUUCACCAUCUUCCUGAAGAUACCAGCCAAUCAUCAUUGCUUUCUCUAAUCAAUGAACUUAAUGUGGACCCUGAUGUGGAUGGGAUCUUGGUGCAGUUGCCUGUGCCACCUCAUAUGGAAGAGAAAGUAAUUUGUAAUUCUGUUGUCCCUGAAAAAGAUGUUGAUGGCUUCCAUAUUACGAAUAUUGGCAGGUUUUGUUUAGAUUUGGAGUGUUUUGGUCCAUGUACUCCUUUAGGGGUCAUGGAGUUGAUAAGACGGUAUGGUAUUGAAACCUAUGGUAAGAACGCUGUCGUAUGUGGGCGAAGUAAAAAUGUAGGAAUGCCUAUAGCAAUGCUCUUGCAUGGAGAUGGUGUCCGUCCUGAUGGUGCAACUGGAGGUUUAGAUGCAACUACAACCAUAUGUCACCGUUACACACCAACUGAUCAGUUGAGGGUCUUCACUGCUACAGCUGAUAUCAUUGUCACUGCUGCUGGAGUCCCUGGUCUUAUUACUGGUGACAUGAUAAAGCCAGGAUGUGCUAUUAUAGAUGUCGGAAUUAAUCGCAUUAAAGACCCCGUCACAGGCAAAGCAAAGUUGGUUGGUGAUUGUGACUUUGAAAGUUGUUCUGAAAAGGCAGCAUACAUUAGUCCAGUUCCAGGUGGUGUUGGACCCAUGACUGUAGCAAUGUUAAUGCGCAACACAGUUGCUGCAGCCAAGAGAUCAACUUGAUGAAUGCUUUAUAUAGUAUCCGAUAAUUUAGUUCCUCUUCCAGAUAUUGACCUUAAUUACUUAAGGUAUAUUUAUCACCCCACUUUAUUUCUUUUUUUUUUUUUGCUUUUCGAUUUUGGAGUAUAGUUUCCAAUUUGGUAACUACUACAGACACUGGAACAGAACUCAAACGAAGUAUGUAGAGAUUUUUAAAGCAUUGAAAUAUAGUAAAGUUUAAUUAUAAUUCACCAAACAGUAUUGCUUUGCAUUUUAUUAGUGCUGUUUUAGAGAAAAAUGUGUUGUCAAUUCAAGGGAAAAGGGUCCAUGUAUAUUAGAUGGUUUUGGUAGCGUUCAGUGCAUUAGUCUUCCUAUAGUAUGGUUAAGCAGUUCUUUUGUUUUUUGAGUACUAUUUCUGGAAAAUGUUAAAAUUUCUGGGAAAAUUUUGUACCAAAUAUUUUGUGAUUUUUAAAAAUUGUCUAACACAAAUAGCAAUAUAUGCAAAAGCACAGUAAAUUUUUUUUUAUAAAGCAUUGUAGCCUAGCUAAUUUCAAUACUUUUAUACUUAAUAGUUUAGCUUAAAGCGUUUCAGAACGAAAGCUCCAAAAGGAUUCUGAUUUUCAAUAAAACUAAUGUAAAUAA